This is a messenger RNA of Truncatella angustata, 426 nucleotides long. RefSeq lists its product as uncharacterized. The coding region runs from base 68 to 289 and encodes 73 amino acids. The record is from RefSeq and is a predicted model, not a curated record. Lineage: Eukaryota; Fungi; Ascomycota; Sordariomycetes; Amphisphaeriales; Sporocadaceae. The transcript is spliced from 2 exons.
AAAAAACUGAAGGUUGAAUCCAAUACCCGUUUCAAUAAGAUACACAAUAAACCCAUGAAAACCCCCGAUGAAUCUUCUUCCUAUGUUACUGAUCUUUCUCCUCUUUUCGUUGCCGAAGCAUCGUGUGUAUAACAGGAAGUCACAUACCGCGUUUCCUUUGCUCCCAUGCCAAGGUAAGACGUGGCAACCCCAACGGCGUCUGCCAAGCACGAACCACACGGGUUGGCGAGAAGGUUUGGCACCUCCCAGGCGACAGGAGGGUCAAAUAACUCUGAAUACCAUUCCUUGAGCAUCUCUGGUAGAUAGCUAUUGCAGAUAAUGAUAUUAGCGCAAGAAGUUUAGCAGAGGCUAUGUGACGGCCUCGAGUGUGCGAAGAUUCAAUUGUCUGCGCAGGGGCUAACUUAAUAAGAGAUAACCCCUAGCUAU